Molecule: messenger RNA, 1569 nt
Organism: Penicillium cataractarum
Lineage: Eukaryota; Fungi; Ascomycota; Eurotiomycetes; Eurotiales; Aspergillaceae
Exons: 6
Coding region: 1-1569 (522 amino acids)
Source: RefSeq, a predicted model, not a curated record
AUGGUAUAUGACUGGACAUCUAUCACUCCUUCUCAUGAUCUAAAUUGGAUACCUUGCUUCGACAAUUUCACAUGCACGCGACUUAAAGUUCCUUUGGACUACGGCGAUACCUCAAGAGGAACCACAGCAAUUGCCUUUGUCAAAUUCGCAGCUCCCAAUACCACAGAAUAUACUCAAAAUGUGUUGAUUAACCAAGGAGGUCCUGGAGGCUCGGGAGUGGAGUUAGUCCUUACAGCUGGUCCAACAUUAUCCGAAGCAUUGGGCUCACGGCAUAAUAUCGUCGGCUUUGAUCCCCGUGGCGUUGGCGAAAGUGGUCCCGUUAUAGACUGCUGGCCUCAUCACCCGGAAGAAAGAGCCCAGUUCGAAAAGCUUUUUUAUCCGGACGUCUCCUUCGCUUCUUCAACAUCGCUGAGCACUCAGUACUAUGCGGCCGAGAUCUUUGGUAAUGCGUGCACAUCGAGUGUCGGAGGACCAAAUGGAAGCGCGUCAUUUCUCAGUACACCUGCUGUAGCUCACGACUUGUUCACAUACAUCAAGGCGGAGCAAGUGUUAGCUCAAAAGCCAGUGGAAGAAGCUAAGAUUUCGUAUCUUGCCGUGAGCUAUGGCACGGUGCUAGGGGUCACUUUCGCAUCACUUUACCCCGAUAAUGUGGGGAAGAUGGUACUUGACGGUGUGGUGGAUGCUUCAGACUAUUACAACCUAGGUUGGAGCUCUAAUCUUUAUGACACGAGCAAAGCACUAGAUUCGUUCUGCAAAUACUGCUAUCGAGGUGGAGCAUCUAAUUGUUCAUUCUGGGGUCCAUCCGCGAAGAACAUUAGCAGCCGCCUCGACCUCCUCCUGGCCGGGUUGAAAAACCACCCAAUCCCUAUUCCAACCUCACAGGGCUGUGGAAUUCCAUUGAUGGCAACGUAUUCAGAUUUGAAGGAGUACGUUUUGUCAGCUAUGUACACUCCUUUGUCCCAGUUUCCCGAAUUGGCAGACGUUCUAUCAGGAUUGGAACAAGGCAACAUUUCCGCGUACGUGAGCGCAGUAACGGACGGUAAUUUACCUGCGAAUCCUUGUAACGACGGAAGUGGGAAGAAUGGGACGACUGAUGUCAACACACUGAUAAAGUGUAUAGAUGGGUACGCGGGGAAUCAAUUCGAGGACUUGAGCCAGUAUCGAAAUUAUGUCGAUAAUUUGACUGCACAAAGUUCCUUCUUUGGGGAAGUGUGGCCCAACAAUGCGGGCACUGUCAUGUGUAGGUCUUUUAAUGGUACUCCACCUAGCAGUGGAAGACUGCCAGGUAUGUGGAAUGCUUUGAAUAGAACCGCAUUUCCAAUUAUUUUCGUCACUCCCGAGAUCGACCCUGUCGCUCCCAAAAGAGGAGCAUACAAGAUGUCAUCAGUGUUUCCUGGCUCCGUAGUACUGGUUCAAGCCUCGGUUGGACACACUGCCAUUGCCAGCCCAUCUUCAUGCUUACUGGAAAAUGUCAAGAGGUAUUUUGAUGGCCAGGUCCCUGCCGAGAACACAACCUGCAAACCUGAUGUACUCCCAUUUCAAGGGACUCCAUUAUUGAGCUUUAUGUAG